Messenger RNA from Pezoporus occidentalis (night parrot), 689 nucleotides. It is a transcript of the gene BTG2, whose product is annotated as BTG anti-proliferation factor 2. Bases 28 to 516 code for a protein of 162 amino acids. The transcript is spliced from 2 exons. Gene Ontology annotation, biological process: negative regulation of cell population proliferation; negative regulation of mitotic cell cycle. Gene Ontology annotation, cellular component: cytoplasm; nucleus. Lineage: Eukaryota; Metazoa; Chordata; Aves; Psittaciformes; Psittacidae. The record is from RefSeq and is a predicted model, not a curated record.
GCCCCGUCCGUCUCCCGGCAUCCCGGCAUGAGCCAGCGCCGCGGGCCGCGGCAGGACAUGGUCCCCGAGAUCGCCGCCGCCGUCGGCUUCGUCUCCGGGCUGCUGCGGACGAGGGGCUGCGUCAGCGAGCAGCAGCUCCAGGUCUUCAGCGGGGCGCUGCGGGAGGCGCUCGCAGAGCACUACAAACACCACUGGUUUCCUGAGAAACCCUUCAAAGGCUCUGGGUAUCGCUGCAUCCGCAUCAACCACAAAAUGGACCCCCUUAUCAGCAAGGCAGCUAGCCACAUCGGACUCAGCCUCUCACAGCUCUACCAGCUCCUGCCCAGCGAGCUCACGCUCUGGGUGGACCCCUACGAGGUCUCAUACCGCAUCGGGGAGGACGGCUCCAUCUGUGUCUUGUAUGAAGCAACUGCAACAAAACCAGGCAGCUCCUAUGGGGUGCUCACCUGCAAGAACCAGCUGAUGUUGGGUCGCACCAGUCCUUCCAAGAACUACAUCAUGACUGUCUCCAGCUAAAUACUCUUGUCUGUACACUGCCAAGACACAGGCUACUGUAUACCUCACGCGAGGAUCUAUUUUGAAGAUGAAGAGCUAUUUAUAUUUUUUAAAAAAAUUCCAAGAAAAUCCAUAAUUAAAAUAUUUGGGCACCGCUUCGGGCUGGAGUGGUGUCUUUAGGUGCCUUUUUUAAA